Molecule: messenger RNA, 2124 nt
Organism: Propithecus coquereli (Coquerel's sifaka)
Lineage: Eukaryota; Metazoa; Chordata; Mammalia; Primates; Indriidae
Gene: CCDC8
Product: coiled-coil domain containing 8
Exons: 1
Coding region: 766-2124 (452 amino acids)
Biological process (GO): microtubule cytoskeleton organization; regulation of mitotic nuclear division
Cellular component (GO): 3M complex
Source: RefSeq, a predicted model, not a curated record
AGCGCAGAGGGCGCGCGGGCUGGCGGGCGGGAGGCGCGGCCAGGUCGGCCUGGAGCUGGGUGGCGGCCUGCCUGGGGGCGGGAGACCCUACGGGAGGGCUGGGCUGAGGCCUCCCGGCGCCUCGGCCAUAUUGAAUAGCCACGGCCGAGCCCUCUUUGUCUGCGAAGUCCUCUCCGAAGAUCCAGCCGCGUCCCUGGUGCCUGGGGCAGGAAGAGCCGCGGGCAGUCCGUGCGCCCCAACUUGGAGUUGGGACACCACGUUUCCAGCUUGGAGUGGGCUUUGAGCCUGGGGACUGACCUCACCCCGGCUCACGUAAACAUCCCAGGAAUUGAAUCCCACAAGUCCUUGGGGGGACCCGGACUUGGUCAAGAUUGGACUUGUUGCAGGCGGAGAAGUUGGGAGGAGUUGGCUCAUUCCUGGCUGGAGAGGUGAGACUCUCCGGUCAUCCAUUGCUGGGACACCCCUUCCUCACCCCCGGCCCUGCACCUCCUCCCCCUGCAAGACUAAGGGCUACCGGUUCGUUUGGGCUCAUUGCCUCUCACCCCAGAUACCACCCUGGAGAUCUUAAAGACUCUGGAGAAAAGCCAUGUGGGGGGCUGGUUCCCCUGGGGCUUCCUCCCGUCCCCCGACUGCCUGAUCCUUUGGAGCGUCCCUGAUGUCUGCAAAGAUGUGGAUUUGGACGUCCUCGUGGAAGCCUUAAAGCCGGUGGGGACCUUUAAGAAGAUCGGCAAGGUGUUCCGCAAGGAGGAGGACUCCACGGUGGGAAUGCUGCAGAUCGGCGAGGAUGUCGACUAUUUGCUCAUCCCCCGCGAGGUCAGGCUGGCCGGGGGCGUCUGGAGGGUCAUCUCCAAGCCUGCCACCAAAGAAGCAGAAUUUCGGGAGCGGCUGAUCCAAUUUCUGGAAGAAGAGGGCCGCACCCUGGAGGACGUGGCCCGCAUCAUCGAGAAGAGCACCCCCCACCCGCCCCAGCCCCCCAAAAAGCCCAAGGAGCCCCGAGUGAGGAGGAGAGUCCAGCAGAUGGUGACUCCUCCACCCCGCCUGGUCGUGGGCACGUACGACAGCAGCAACGCUAGCGACAGCGAGUUCAGCGACUUCGAGACCUCCAGAGCCAAGGGCAACAAAGGCUCGAGGCCGGGCAAGAAGGUGCGCAAAAUGCCCGUCAGUUACUUGGGCAGCAAAUUCCUCGGAAGCGACCUGGAGAGCGAGGAUGAUGAGGAACUGGUCGAGGCCUUCCUCCGGCGAGGGGAGAAGAAGCCCAGCGCGCCUCCUGCGCGCCGCCGCGUCAACCUGCCGGUGCCGAUGUUUGAGGACAACCUGGGGCCCCGGAUGUCCAAGGCAGACAGGUGGCGAGAGUAUGUCAGCCAGGUGUCCUGGGGGAAGCUGAAGCGGAGGGUGAAGGGUUGGGCCCCGAGAUCUGGCCCGGGGACGGGCGAGGCCCAGCAGGCCUCGACCGCAGUGGAGAGAAAUGGGGCGUCGCUGCCGGCCAGCACCAGCCGCGGGGAUAACGUGGGGAACGCGGCAGAUGGGCGCGUGCCCGAGACCGCCCCUCGAGCGUGGAGACCCAAGAUCAACUGGGCUUCCUUGCGGCGCCGUAGGGAGGAGGAGGCAGCAGCCGCGGUGCGGGUGCCGGGAGCAGACAUCCCGGCAGACCCGGGGGCGGAGGCGGCAGAUAACCAGAGGGCAGAGGCUGUAGGUGACCAGAGGGAAGAGGCCCCAGCUGUCCAGGGAGCAGAGGCUGCGGAUGAUCGGAGGGAAGAGGCGGUAGCUGACCAGGCUGACCAGGGAGCAGAGGCCCUGAAUGCCCAAAGGGCAGAGUCUGCACAUAAUCAGGGGGCGGGGGCCCUGGGUACCCAGGAAGUUGAAGCUUCAGCUGCCCAGGGGGCCACAGGGGCAGCCCCAGGAGCCAGGGCCCGGAAACAGGUCAAGACAGUGAGGUUCCAGACCCCUGGACGCUUUUCAUGGUUUCGCAAGCACCGGAGAGCCUUCUGGCACACUCCCCGGUUGCCAACGCUGCCCAAGAGAGUCCCCAGGGCAGGCGAGGCCAGGAGCCUCCGGGUGCUUAGGGCGGAGGCCAGAGCCGAAGUGGAGCAGGGAGAGCAGGGAGAGGGGGAAGACCAGCUGUGA